AUGGAUUUGCUCUCUUAUUGCAACCUCAACGAAACGAAGCAGCUCGAGUACUCAUCAGAGAAUCCCCUGAACCGCGAGCCCUCUGCCAAGGACCUUGUCCAACAAUUCCUCACGCCCCAAGAUCUCAGCUACGACCGCAACCACGGCCCAAUACCCCAUCUCCGCGGCGAAGAGCACCAAGUACGCGUUGACGGGCUGGUCGCUAAUCCUUUAACAUUGUCGUCGCAGCAACUACGCACCGACUUUCCUCAGCAUGAAGUUAUCUCUGCUCUGGAAUGCGCCGGCAACCGCCGCCUCGCAAUGCGGACUCUUCUUCAUGAAGUGGAAGGAAUAGACUGGGGAGAUGCAGCAGUGAUGAACUGUAAAUGGAAGGGACCGCGAGUGCGCGAUAUUCUUCUUCGCGCCGGCUUGCGCGGCGCCGCAACAGACCCGAACCGGGAAAUGCAUGUUGCCUUUGCCUGCUACCAGGUCAAGUGCCAGGAGGAUUAUUGGUUCGGGGCCAGCGUGACCCUGGAACGAUGUAUGCGCGAAGACGGAGAUGCCAUUCUGGCCCUGGAGGUCAAUGAUUCUCCCCUAACGGCGAACCACGGGUACCCUGUUCGGUUAGUUGUCCCAGGCAUCGUUGGGGCGCGCUGGGUGAAAUGGCUCGACCGGAUCACCGUCCAGGAACGGGAAUCACCCAACUUCUACCAGCAGCGCGACUACAAGGUUCUCCCACCGGAGGCAGUCGAUCGUGCCUCUGCUGAACAAUAUUGGACGGUUACCCCGCCCAUGUACGAUACGCCAAUCAACUCCAUUGUGGCUGUCCCGGGGGAUGACGAGAUGGUCUCAUUGCCGGACUCUGGCUUAGUGGAGGUGAAAGGAUACGCCAUUCCGGAGGGUGACCAAGGGCCUAUCACUAGGGUGGAAGUGUCGGGCGAUGGAGGCCAAUCAUGGGUAGAGGCCGAGUUGAGCGGGUCGAGCCGUGAACAAAAAUGGUGCUGGGUAUUGUGGACGGCCAGAGUAGGAAUGUCUCUGGGGCCAGGGAGGGAGAUCUGGAGCCGUGCAAGUGAUGCAGGAGGUAAUACGCAGCAGGAGCAUUCGCAAUGGAAUCUCAGAGGUGUUGGGUAUAAUGGAUUCGGCAGGAAAAACAUAACUGUGGUGCCGGGUUGA
Penicillium riverlandense is the source of this 1152-nucleotide messenger RNA. Its product is annotated as putative sulfite oxidase. The record is from RefSeq and is a predicted model, not a curated record. Bases 1 to 1152 code for a protein of 383 amino acids. The transcript is spliced from 3 exons. Gene Ontology annotation, molecular function: molybdenum ion binding; oxidoreductase activity. Gene Ontology annotation, cellular component: mitochondrion. NCBI's taxonomy places the organism in Eukaryota, Fungi, Ascomycota, Eurotiomycetes, Eurotiales, Aspergillaceae.